Molecule: messenger RNA, 1583 nt
Organism: Glycine soja
Lineage: Eukaryota; Viridiplantae; Streptophyta; Magnoliopsida; Fabales; Fabaceae
Product: somatic embryogenesis receptor kinase 1-like
Exons: 7
Coding region: 1-609 (202 amino acids)
Molecular function (GO): protein binding
Source: RefSeq, a predicted model, not a curated record
AUGCAGACUUUUGGUGGUAAGGUUUAUAUGGAACUUUACAGCAAUAACAUUAGUGGACCAAUUCCAAAUGACUUGGGGAAUCUUACUAACUUGGUGAGCUUGGAUCUGUAUCUAAACCGUUUCAGUGGACCUAUCCCAGAGUCAUUGGGCAAGUUGUCAAAAUUGUGUUGUCUCCGGCUUAACGACACUAGCCUGACUGGUCUUAUUCCCAUGCCACUAAGUAAUAUUACAACUCUCCAAAUGCUGGAUUUGUCUAACAACCAACUAUCAGGUGUGGUUCCCGAUAGUGGCUCCUUCUCAUUAUUCACUCCUAUCAGUUUUAACAACAACUUGGACCUAUGUGGCCCAGUCACUGGGCAUCCUUGUCCCGGGUCUCCUCCAUUUUCUCCUCCUCCCCCUUUUGUCCCACCAUCCCCAAUCUCAACUCCAGAAGGAAAUAGUGCCACUAGUGCAAUAGCUGGAGGAGUAGCUGCAGGUGUUGCUCUGUUAUUUGCUGCUCCUGCAAUUGUGUUUGCUUGGUGGCGUCGAAGGAAACCACAGGAGUUUUUCUUUGAUGUGCCCAGUGAGCUACCCCAUCCAAUUCAAUUGAAUACUGUAUUGGUUGAAUAAAUUAAUUGGAUGGAAUUUGACUUACUUACAUCUAAUUACAAAUGAAGAGGAUCCUGAAGUACACCUUGGGCAGCUUAAGAGGUUCUCAUUACGAUAACUGCAAGUUUCAACAGAUACUUUCAACAAUAAGAACAUUCUUGGAAGGGUAGGAUUUGGUAAGGUUUACAAAGGAUGUUUGACUGAUGGUUCACUGGUUGGUGUGAAAAGAUUGAAAGAGGAGCGCAUGCCUGGUGGGGAGCUUCAGUUUCAGACUGAAGUAGAGAUGAUUAGCAUGGUUGUGCACCGAAAUCUCCUCCAUUUACGUGGGUUCUGUAUGACUCCUACUGAAAGGCUACUUAUCCUUACAUGUUGUUGAAUGUUUUACUGUAUGUCUUUAUGGCCCCAUUCCCAUACCAUUUAUCUCCAUCCAAUUUCAUAUCUAAUUUAUCCUUCUUGUAAACCCUAUUGGUGAGUGCAGAGAAGAAACCAUCUGUACCCAAAAAAUCAUCGAAGCACAUUGAAAGAGAACAGCCUUCAACAUCAACUGCCUCUAUAAAAUCAAAGGGAAAAGACACUGAUGUUGCUAGGAAAUGCUUUGAGCCUUCGGAAGUGAAAAAGUGGGCCAUUGAUGAUUUGAAUAAAAUAAUUCAGUGGCUGCAAAGUCAAGAAGAAAAGGUUAUGAUCUUCCAUUCCUGUAUAAAAAGACUGUUUCUGUUCAUUUUGGAGGUUACAAUUUUCUUAUUUGCAUUUAGAACUUGCAUAGAAUCAGACGAAAGUGCAACAAAAGAGGUUUGCAUUGGAAUCAAAUUCACUUGUUAGAAAAGCGUAGUAUAUCUGUUGUUCCCAAUUAAUUGUGCUUAGGGUUGAUAGUUGUACUCUAUAUGAAUCUAGACAUCAUGUAAAUCAUUUCAGCUAGAUCCACGUGAGUUGACAAAAAUAGCUACAGAGGGGAUUCUAACAUGUUUGCAAGAUGCAAUAUGUUAUUUAGAGGAAAA